UUUAAGAAGGGUGUAUCCGCUGGGCGACCCUUUUUUGCGUGCGCACGGUUGGCGACAUUGUUCUGUCAUUUCUUUUUCGCCGCGAGUUAGAUUCGUCAACAUGGGUAAGCCCCGUGGCCUUAGAACAGCCAGGAAGCACGUAAACCACCGUCGGGAUCAACGAUGGGCGGACAAGGAUUACAAAAAGGCACAUUUGGGAACCAGAUGGAAGGCCAAUCCUUUCGGAGGAGCGUCUCACGCAAAAGGGAUCGUUCUCGAAAAAGUAGGAGUUGAAGCUAAGCAGCCAAACUCCGCCAUCAGAAAGUGCGUUAGGGUACAAUUAAUUAAGAAUGGUAAAAAAAUCACGGCGUUCGUGCCAAGGGAUGGUUGCCUGAACCAUAUUGAAGAAAACGACGAAGUUUUGGUCGCUGGUUUCGGACGUAAAGGUCACGCCGUCGGUGAUAUUCCCGGAGUAAGAUUUAAGGUUGUCAAAGUAGCUAAUGUCUCCUUGUUAGCUUUGUAUAAAGAAAAGAAGGAAAGGCCGCGUUCGUAAUUUUUAACUUGUAAUUUGUGUUUGUAUUUGAAUAAAUGCAAGCUUAUAUUUG
Cylas formicarius (sweet potato weevil) is the source of this 584-nucleotide messenger RNA. It is a transcript of the gene RpS23, whose product is annotated as small ribosomal subunit protein uS12. The transcript is spliced from 4 exons. Gene Ontology annotation, cellular component: cytosolic small ribosomal subunit; ribosome. Lineage: Eukaryota; Metazoa; Arthropoda; Insecta; Coleoptera; Brentidae. The record is from RefSeq and is a predicted model, not a curated record. Gene Ontology annotation, molecular function: structural constituent of ribosome. Gene Ontology annotation, biological process: translation. The coding region runs from base 101 to 532 and encodes 143 amino acids.